AAAAUGUCAAUCUUUUUCUAUUGGAUUUUGUUUAUAUUAAUAUUAUGUUAUAUUUAUAUAUUAUAUUAGAAUAAUUCUGAAACGCAAGUGUAUGUGGGAGGGGUGAUUUGAAUAUUCAAAAUGGUGAAAUUCCUGAUGGGUCCGAGGCAAGUGAGAGAGAGAGAGAGAGAGAGAGGUCAAGUGGGUAAUAAUUCCAGAUCCGCCAUAGAUGCGGUGUCAUGUCCAAGCUGGACCUGUAGGUGAGGAGGAGUUGUUCUGGUGUGGAUUGGGAAGGAUCUUGGUUUGUGUUUAUGGGCCACAAUCGGGCCUCCAUAUACCCUGCUCCUUCUUUUCGAAUCAAGCCUCGUUUCUCCAGAAGUUUGGAAGCCAUGAGGAUGAUGAUCUCUUACGUAUCCUGGCCAUGCAUUUACUUUCGAGCAGAGCAAGAAAGAUAUUUGGUGUUUCUCUCUCUCUCAUUCUUAUCAACAUGGCUGCUAUAAUGGAACGUGCUGAUGAAAAUCUCCUCCCAUCUGUUUACAAAGAAGUCAGUGAAGCGUUCAAUGCUGGGCCAUCUGAUCUAGGUUACCUCACAUUCAUAAGGAACUUUGUGCAGGGAAUUUCAUCGCCCCUGGCGGGUGUGUUAGUACUUAACUAUGAUCGCCCUACGGUUUUGGCUAUGGGUACUUUCUGCUGGGCCUUAUCAACUGCUGCAGUGGGUGCAAGCCAGCAGUUUUUGCAAGUUGCAUUCUGGAGAGCAGUGAAUGGUUUUGGUUUGGCGAUUGUUAUACCAGCACUCCAGUCUUUUAUAGCUGAUAGCUAUAUGGAUGGUGUAAGGGGUACUGGAUUUGGGUUGUUAAGCCUUGUCGGUUCCUUAGGUGGGAUAGGAGGUGGUGUUCUGGCGACUAUUAUGGCUGGUCAGGAAUACUGGGGCUUACCUGGAUGGCGUUUUGCUUUCAUUAUGAUGGCAGCAUUAAGUGCAACAAUUGGAUUCCUUGUUUUCUUGUUCGUAGUUGACCCAAGGAAAACAACUAACAUCACUAAUAAUAAUGGCGAGAGUUACGAGAGGGAUGAAUUAAUAGAAAAAGGCAAUGCUAGUGCGGCAUCAAUUUGGCUGGAGUCUUGGACAGCCAUGAAAUCUGUUAUGAAAGUGCAAACAUUUCAAGUUAUUGUCUUGCAGGGCAUUGUUGGAUCGCUUCCAUGGACUGCCAUGGUGUUCUUCACCAUGUGGUUUGAACUAAUUGGUUUUGAUCAUAAUAGUACUGCAGCACUCCUUAGUCUUUUUGCUAUUGGAUGUGCUAUGGGCUCCCUUCUAGGAGGACUGAUAGCAGAUCGGAUAUCACAAACCUAUCCUCACUCAGGUCGUACCAUGUGCGCUCAGUUCAGCGCCUUCAUGGGCAUUCCCUUCUCAUGGUUCCUACUUAAAGUGAUUCCACAGUCAACUAGUAGCUAUUAUGCAUUUUCUACCACACUCUUGCUGAUGGGUCUGACAAUUAGCUGGAAUGGUACUGCUGCGAAUGGACCUAUGUUUGCUGAGGUCGUCCCUAUCAAACACCGGACCAUGAUUUAUGCAUUUGAUCGUGCUUUUGAGGGAUCAGUUUCUUCUUUUGCUGCUCCUUUGGUUGGUAUCCUUUCAGAGAAGAUGUUCGGAUAUGAUUCAAAAUCUAUUGAUCCAGUUAAAGGGUCAGCACGGGAGGCCUUGGCCUUGUCACAAGGUCUUCUUUCAAUGAUGGUAGUUCCAUUCGGUUUGUGUUGUUUGUUUUACACUCCUUUGUAUAAGAUUUUUAGGAGAGACCGUGAGAAUGCUAGAAUUUCCAGUCUGAAAGAGGAAGAGAUGGUUUUACACGGGUAUUCAGUUUGAAGGAGAAAUGAAUCUUGUAAUUUUACUGCCCAUGACAUGUUCCUAAGCUUUAGGAUUCAAAAGUUAUUUUUCCACGAUAUUCAGGCAUACAAAGAGGCGCUUUAGCUGCAUCCAUUUUGACUUUUAUGCAGCCAUUUUGUGAAGAAUGACCUUCUUUUACUUUGAUGCAACAUGGUUUUGUUACAGUGAAAUUUUACAUUCAA
Molecule: messenger RNA, 2040 nt
Organism: Ziziphus jujuba (common jujube)
Lineage: Eukaryota; Viridiplantae; Streptophyta; Magnoliopsida; Rosales; Rhamnaceae
Exons: 4
Coding region: 209-1837 (542 amino acids)
Biological process (GO): transmembrane transport
Cellular component (GO): membrane
Molecular function (GO): transmembrane transporter activity
Source: RefSeq, a predicted model, not a curated record